AUGGCCUCCCGUCCCACAGUUACCGUCAUCGGCGCCGAUGGCAAGGCCACCGGCGCCACUGAGGUCCUCCCCAAGGUCUUCAGCGCCCCCAUCCGCCCGGAUAUCGUCAAGCACGUCCACACCGGCAUGGCCAAGAACAAGAGGCAGCCGUACUCCGUCAGCGAGAAGGCUGGUCACCAGACCUCGGCUGAGUCGUGGGGCACUGGUCGCGCUGUUGCCCGUAUCCCCCGUGUCUCCGGCGGUGGUACUCACCGUGCCGGCCAGGCCGCUUUCGGUAACAUGUGCCGUUCCGGCCGCAUGUUCGCCCCCACCAAGAUCUGGCGCAAGUGGCACGUCAAGAUCAACCAGGGCCAGAAGCGUUUCGCUACUGCCUCGGCUCUUGCCGCCUCUGCCGUGGCUCCCCUCCUGAUGGCUCGCGGCCACCAGGUCGCUACCGUCCCCGAGGUUCCCCUGGUCGUCGACUCCUCCGCCGUUGCCGGCGAGGCCGUCGCCAAGACCGCCGCUGCCCUCGCCCUCCUGAAGGCCGUUGGCGCUGGUGCCGAUGUCGAGAAGGUUAAGGGGUCCAAGAAGGUCCGUGCCGGUAAGGGCAAGCUCAGGGGCCGCCGCCACCGCCAACGCCGUGGUCCUCUGGUCGUCUACAGCGCCGAGGCCGAUGGCAAGGAUCUCGUCAAGGGCUUCCGCAACAUCACUGGUGUCGAGACCUGCCCGGUCGAUGCCCUCAACCUCCUCCAGCUUGCUCCCGGUGGCCACCUCGGCCGCUUCAUUGUUUGGACUUCGGCUGCCAUCAAGGAGCUCGACGCCGUCUACGACAGCAAGAAGGGCUUCUUCCUCCCGUCCAGCGUUGUUGCUCAGGCCGACCUUACCCGUCUCAUCAACAGCUCUGAAAUCCAGAGCGUCCUCCGCGCUCCCAAGGGCGACGCCCGCAGCAAGCGUGGGGCCGUCCAGAAGAAGAACCCGCUCGUCAACAAGCAGGUUCAGCUCCGCCUCAACCCGUAUGCCAAGGCGUUUGCUGCUGAGAAGCUUGGUGAGGUUAAGGCCGAGCAGGGCAAGCCCCAACCUCCCACUGCGGCUUUCAAGGAGCAGCUGCACGAGAUGUAA
Messenger RNA from Chaetomium globosum CBS 148.51, 1098 nucleotides. Its product is annotated as 60S ribosomal protein L4. Gene Ontology annotation, molecular function: structural constituent of ribosome; RNA binding. Gene Ontology annotation, cellular component: ribosome; cytosolic large ribosomal subunit. Bases 1 to 1098 code for a protein of 365 amino acids. The record is from RefSeq and is a predicted model, not a curated record. The transcript has 3 exons. Lineage: Eukaryota; Fungi; Ascomycota; Sordariomycetes; Sordariales; Chaetomiaceae. Gene Ontology annotation, biological process: translation.